Solanum tuberosum (potato) is the source of this 1595-nucleotide messenger RNA. RefSeq names its product RNA pseudouridine synthase 5. Gene Ontology annotation, biological process: enzyme-directed rRNA pseudouridine synthesis. The record is from RefSeq and is a predicted model, not a curated record. The transcript has 16 exons. NCBI's taxonomy places the organism in Eukaryota, Viridiplantae, Streptophyta, Magnoliopsida, Solanales, Solanaceae. Gene Ontology annotation, molecular function: RNA binding; pseudouridine synthase activity. Bases 178 to 1374 code for a protein of 398 amino acids.
UGACAUUAUUUGUCAGCUGGUAGAAUUUGAAUUUGAGUUUGAGUUUAACAUUUUAGCCAGAAAUUUGUUGAUUUCUUCGAGUUUUGGGAUACGAAUCUACUGAUGGUUUCUGCCUGGACUUGUUUCUGUGCUCUGCUCGAAAUGACUCUACUUGGCAAUGCUGAGUUGAGAUAGAAAAUGGAGGAUAAAAAGAGAAGUUGCUUCCGGCGAUAUUUUCCCUACUCCGAGUUACGAAUGUCAGAAAAAGCAGAGCUUGCAGUGGUGACGGCAUACUUUGGAGUGUCGUGGCCAGAACUUAAUGAGGGAUUAACCUACCAUGACAUCGUCCGACCCACCGAUGCUGGUCUUAUGUUGAUCGAAUUCUACUUUAGAAAGUACAAAAAUUCAGCUCCUUUACAAGGUUGGUUGCAGAGAAUUCAAAAUAAACAGAUAACAAUUGAUGGUAAAGUUGUUAUCUUACCAGAUACUGAACUCAGUUUUUGGAUGUGCAGAGCAGGUGCUGAAUUAGUAUAUCAUCGCCUUCCUUGGAGAGAACCUGAUGCACCUUACUUGCUAGAAGUACUAUUUCAAGAUGACUACUUGAUUGUUGUAAAUAAACCUUCUGGUUUGCAAGUUCUUCCUGGAGGGUUAUACCAGCAACGGACCGUCUUGACGCAACUCCAGUGGCAUGCAUGCAAGCCGACAACCACUUCAUCAGGUUGUCAAAAAACACAUCCAGUCCCAGUCCAUCGCCUAGGAAGGGGUACAUCAGGAAUACUGCUCUGUGCAAAAACAAAGCUUUGUAAAUCUCGCCUUGCAGCAUAUUUUGCUGAGGGGACGUCAGUUGUUGAAGACAAAUGCACCAACUCAGAGUGCAAUACAAUGAGGAAGAUUUGCAAGAUAUAUCGGGCGCUAGUAAGUGGUGUGAUGGAUAUGGAUGAGGUUGUCAUCAAGCAACCAAUUGGUACAAUUAAAUAUCCUGGAGUUGCUAAAGGGUUGUAUGUUGCUUCUCCUUCAGGGAAGCCAGCUCUGAGCAGUGUUCGCGUUCUGGAAAGAGAUUCAGAGAAUAACUGCACAUUGGUUCAGGUUGAAAUUCAAUCUGGAAGGCCACACCAAAUCCGCAUCCACCUCUCUUUCAUUGGAUAUCCACUAAUUGGUGAUCCUCUUUAUGUAUCUGGUGGGCAACCAAAGUGCUUUCAUCCUGAAUUAAUGGAUGAAAGUUUUGAGAAAGAUGGAGGCUAUCAAAGACCAGAGAAUCCUGUUCCUGGAGACUGUGGAUAUAACCUGCAUGCACAUCAAAUAGGUCUUAUUCACCCAAUCACAAAUGAGCUUAUCAAAAUUACAGCACCUCUUCCAGCUAUCCUUCAAACACGAGAAGAACGUGAAGCGAGCUAGCCAAACUCCAGCUAGUAUGAGAUAAUUUAUAGACACAAGAAACCAAGAAAGACAGACAAAGUUGCCAGUAUGGAGCAUUACCUGUUGUUUCGCUCAUUAGUUUCACUUUAAACAUCUUCAUUUCUGUUUUUUCCAUGAAUAUUUUCUGUUGUUCCUUUCCCCCCUUUAAUUGAUACGUAUAUUCCUCAUUUGAUUUCAGUAAGCAAAAUUUUAAUGAUAAA